AUGGCCAGCAAACGAUCAAAGAACGCCCCUCCUGCCGACGAUCUCGACGAGCUCUUCGAGGGUAUCGGCGACGAGACUACCGCUCCCAAAAAGACCACAAAGACAAAGGGCCCGGUCGGAGCCAAGAAGACCGGCCCAGGUGGCCCUGGCAAGGACAUACUCGCCGAGCUGGAAAACGAGCUCGAGGACAAGCCGAUCUCACGCCCGCACACGCCCCGCAUCAAGGAGAUUGCCGCCUCCUCGACCUCGAGAGCCUCGCCCGCUCGUCGUGCUGCUGCCGGGACGCCGCCUCCGGAUGCCGCCUCGCUUCCCCGUCGGUCUGCCGACAGCGCAAAGUCUGCUCUGGCUGCCGAGGUCGUACAUGAUCACGCACCAGAGCUGAUGUCUACAUCGGCAUCGGCACCAACAGCAGCACCUGCUGCUGGCGGCGGCGGCUCCGGCUGGUGGGGUGGUCUGCUCUCGACCGCUUCAGCAGCCAUGAAGCAGGCCGAGGCUGCUGUUAAGGAAAUCCAGCAGAACGAGGAGGCCAAGAAGUGGGCCGAACAAGUCCGCGGAAACUACUCUGCUCUUCGCGGCUAUGGCGAUGAACUUCGCCAUCGCGCACUGCCGACUUUCACCGACAUUCUCCACACUCUGGCACCACCAAUUGCCUCACACGAGCGGCUGCUCAUCCACAUCACCCACGAUAUGGUCGGCUACCCGUCGCUCGACCCGCUCGUCCACGGCGCCUUCUCGCGCGUCAUGGCCCAGGUCGAGGGCGGUGAUCUGAUGGUCAUCCAGCGCGGGCAAGAGAGCGCUGUGCGCACGUCGUCUUCAGCGUCGGAGCGAAACCCGGGGUCCACAGGCAACGGCACGGCUGGCUGGCGCGAUGGGCCCUGGUGGCGUGCUGUCGACAGCCCUCGUGAUCUCGGGGCCGUGCCAGGACUGCAUGAGGGCACGAAGCUGUGCCGCGCCAGUGCUGAGGCCUAUGCUAAGGAGUACCAUGCGGCCACUGGCGGCCUGGAUGAGGCUCGUCACCGCGCCGUGGAGCCCAUGUCCGAGAGCAACCCGGUCCGGCGCUCCGACUUAUUCCUGGCCGUGCAGGCCAUCCUCACGACUGCGGCUGCUGCCGGCAGCGACAGCAACACAGAGCCGCUCUUUUCCGGCUUUGCGGUCUACGUGCUGGACCCGGUGCACGAGAUUGUCUUCUCGACCGUCAGCCAGGAAUUUCCGUCCAAGUGGACACGCUGGCUGGAGGCGCCGGCAGCGUUGACGCCCGCCAGCAGCAGCGUCGACGAUGGGACAGCGGCAGCGACGGCGGUGUCGGGAGGCGACGACUACGAGCGUGUGCCCGAGGACAUCCGUGCCAUUAUUGAGAGUGGUGGCGUCGAUCCGCGCGAGUGGGUGGCCGAGUGGGUCGAAGAGGCGCUCACGCUGGCCGUCGGCGUUGUGGCCCAGCGCUAUGUCGCACGCCGGAUGGGUGUCGGUUUGGGCAGCAUUGGCAAGGGUAAGCGGCGCAUGGACGCCGUUAUUGCAGAUGGUGGCGGCGAGGCUGCACGAGCCGGCCUGAUCUAG
This is a messenger RNA of Grosmannia clavigera kw1407, 1554 nucleotides long. RefSeq lists its product as uncharacterized. The coding region runs from base 1 to 1554 and encodes 517 amino acids. The transcript has 3 exons. NCBI's taxonomy places the organism in Eukaryota, Fungi, Ascomycota, Sordariomycetes, Ophiostomatales, Ophiostomataceae. The record is from RefSeq and is a predicted model, not a curated record.